This is a messenger RNA of Medicago truncatula (barrel medic), 2850 nucleotides long. Its product is annotated as origin of replication complex subunit 1B. Gene Ontology annotation, biological process: mitotic DNA replication checkpoint signaling; DNA replication initiation. Bases 116 to 2779 code for a protein of 887 amino acids. Gene Ontology annotation, molecular function: ATP binding; ATP hydrolysis activity; chromatin binding. The transcript has 16 exons. The record is from RefSeq and is a predicted model, not a curated record. Gene Ontology annotation, cellular component: nuclear origin of replication recognition complex. Lineage: Eukaryota; Viridiplantae; Streptophyta; Magnoliopsida; Fabales; Fabaceae.
AAUUUUGGCGCCAUUUUUCCUAUACACUGAGCCCCCAUUUCUCCAUUGGAGCUUCUCACACAUUCCUCCAUCAAACCCUAGCUCGCAGCUCCACGCAAAUCCAAAUCCCGUUCCAAUGGCUUCAACUCCCAAGAAGCUUCUUCAAUCUCCCUCCUCAAAAUCCAACAUCCGUUCACAAUUCUCACCUCUCACUCCUCAUUCCUUACCUACACGCAGAUCCACGCGCUUGAACUCCGAUUCUCCCAUAACCCCCAAUGUCAUCGCCGAAUCUCAAAUUCAACAAUCAACUCCGAGAAGAGGGAGAAGAAUCGGGGAGAAUUCUGUUCCGGCCGCGAAAUCUCGUCUUGAUUUCACUCGAAAAGAAAAAGCUGUAACUCAUAACAGUUCAAUUAAAGUAGAAAAUGAAAUUGAUUCUGCUCAAUUUCUGAGGAAGAGAAGUAGAAAAGCUGAAUCUGAUGAAAUUGUAUUUGCUCCAAAAUCUCCAGAUUCAUCGAAAUCUGUGAAGAAGAGGAAGAAGGAAGGUGAAAAAACGGUUGAAUUGAAGAAGAGAAAUGGGAAGGGAGAUUCCGUUAAGGUUUCGUUCGCUCCGACAUCGCCGGAUCAAUCGGAAACUAAGAAGAGAAAGAGGAAGAACGAGGUUAAGGUUGAGAAAAUGGUUGUUACAAGGGCUGGGAGAAAAGGUGGAAAGAUUGCGAAGGUGCAGUAUUACAAGAAAGUUGUUUAUGACGGCGGUGAAUUUGAAGUUGGGGAUGAUGUUUAUGUGAAGAGGAGAGAAGAUGCUACUUCUGAUGAGGAAGAUCCUGAAGUGGAGGAAUGUAGGUUUUGUUUUCGUUCUGGGGAUGAAAUCAUGAUUGAGUGUGAUAGUUGUUUAGGUGGGUUUCAUUUGAAAUGUUUGACGCCGCCGUUGAAAGAUGUUCCUGAAGGGGAUUGGAUCUGUGGGAUCUGUGAGGGUCGUAAGAUGGGUAAAGAUGUUGAUUUUCCCAAGCCGCCAAAGGGCAAGAAGCUUGUUAGAACAAUGCGUCAGAGGCUUCAAUCAAGUGAUUUGUGGGCUGCUCGCAUUGAGAGUAUAUGGAAAGAAGUGGAUGGCAGCUACUGGUGUCGGGUACGGUGGUAUAUGAUCCCAGAAGAGACUUCUGUUGGGCGACAACCACAUAAUUUGAGCAGGGAGCUAUAUCGGACCAACGAUUUGGCCAAAAUCGAGAUGGAAUCUGUCCUUCGACAUUGCUAUGUCAUGAUCCCUAAGGAGUAUGCCAAAGCUAGCAAUGAGGGAGAUGAUGUUUUCUUGUGUGAAUAUGAAUAUGACAUCCAGUGGCACAGUUUCAAACGCUUGGCUGACAUUGAUGAUGAAAGAGAGAAUUCUGAUGAGAGUGACGGUGACGAAGACUGGAACAUGGACAAGGAAUCAGACUCUGACACAGAUGAAGAUGUUGAAUAUGAUGAGGAAAAUAUUAAAAUUUCACAAUCGCAACCACCGACAAGCCAUCAGUUAGCUGCAAAUCUGCACAAGGGACGGUUCUUUGGACUUCAGAAGAUAGGCACAAAAAGAAUUCCAGAGCAUAUAAGGUCUCACAAACAGACUAAUCUUGAAAGAGCAAAGGCAUCACUGCUGCUAGCUUCGCUGCCUAAGUCUUUACCUUGUAGAAAUAAAGAAAUGGAUGAGAUAACUACAUUCAUCAAAGGUGCUAUUUCUGACAAUCAAUGUCUGGGGCGUUGCCUCUAUAUUCACGGUGUUCCGGGCACUGGCAAGACAAUGAGUGUACUCUCAGUGAUGAGGAGUUUGAAGUCAGAAGUUGAUGCAGGAAACAUCAAACCAUACUGUUUCGUGGAGAUCAAUGGUCUGAAAUUGGCUUCACCGGAGAAUAUUUACAAGGUCAUAUAUGAAGCAUUAAAUGGUCACAGGGUUGGAUGGAAAGAGGCUCUCCGUUUGCUAAAUGAGAGGUUUGUAGAAGGGAAGAAAACUGGUGAAGAGGCUGACCGACCAUGUAUUUUGCUCAUUGAUGAACUUGAUCUUCUUGUAACCAGAAACCAGUCGGUUCUGUACAAUAUUCUUGACUGGCCAACCAAGCCACAUUCCAAGCUAAUUGUGAUAGGGAUAGCAAAUACAAUGGAUCUUCCAGAGAAGUUACUUCCUCGUAUAUCAAGCCGAAUGGGCAUCCAGAGGCUUUGCUUUGCCCCAUAUAAUUAUCAGCAGCUUCAAGAAAUCAUUUCGAGUCGCCUCAAUGGAAUUGAUAUAUUUGAAAAACAAGCUAUGGAAUUUGCUUCAAGAAAGGUUGCAGCUAUAUCAGGAGAUGCACGCCGUGCUUUGGAAAUAUGCAGACGUGCAGCUGAAAUUGCAGAUUAUCAAAUGAAGAAGCUAGCUUCAGAUCCUGAUAAUGUUACUGCAGGAAAAGGACUUGUUUGCAUGGCAGACGUUGAAUCAGCUAUUCAAGAAAUGUUCCAAGCACCUCAUAUUCAAGUGAUGAAAAACUGUUCCAGACUUGGCAAAAUUUUCCUGACAGCUAUGGUGCACGAGCUUUACAAAACAGGAAUGGGGGAAACCACUUUUGAAAAGUUGGCAAUGACGGUUUCAUGUCUCUGUGGCAGCAAUGGUGAAGUGUUUCCUGGACAUGAUAUCCUCCUGCAAGUUGGCUGUAAGUUGGGUGAGUGUAGGAUCAUUUUGUGUGAAGCAGGUGCCAAGCACAGGUUGCAAAAGUUGCAGCUCAAUUUCCCGAGCGAUGAUGUAGCCUUUUCGCUGAGAGACUGCAAAGAUUUACCUUGGCUGUCCAAAUAUCUUAUGUAAGAAUGGAAAUUUGAUUAUGCUCUUAAAGAACAUUUUUUCCUAAUAACUUAUGUUAAUUUUUUUAUUAUUUA